AUGCACGCGUCCAUCUCCUUCGCCCUCGCGCCCGCAUCUUCGCCCGACGCCGCCUCCUUCGCGCCCACCGCAGCGGACGUCGGCGGCGCUGUGUGCCUCGGCUACGGCAUCGCCAUCGCCGUCGGCGUCCUCGUCUUCAUCUCCACCGUCAUGCUCGCCUCCUACAUCUGCGUUCGGGCCAAGGCUGGAGCAGCUGCCGUGCUCCUCGCCGACGACGACGGCGGCGGCGCCCCGGCAGCGUCCGCCGUCGUGGUGCUAGGCCUCGACGGCCCGGCCAUCGACGCGCUCUACCCCAAGCUCCUACACGUCGGCGUCGGUGACGACGACGACGCGUGCGCGGGGGCGCAGUGCGCCAUCUGCCUCGGGGAGUUCGUAGCAGGCGACGCGCUCCGGCGAGGGCACGGCUGCGGGCACCGGUUCCACGCGGAGUGCGCGGAGCGGUGGCUGCGGGUGAGCGCCACCUGCCCGGUGUGCCGCGACUCGCCGCUGCCGUCGCCGAUGGCCACGCCGCUCGCGGAGGCCGUGCCCCUCGCCGCGCACGCUCGAUGA
Molecule: messenger RNA, 549 nt
Organism: Oryza sativa Japonica Group (Japanese rice)
Lineage: Eukaryota; Viridiplantae; Streptophyta; Magnoliopsida; Poales; Poaceae
Source: RefSeq, a predicted model, not a curated record